This is a messenger RNA of Cuscuta europaea, 1073 nucleotides long. The record is from the annotation of a GenBank genome assembly. NCBI's taxonomy places the organism in Eukaryota, Viridiplantae, Streptophyta, Magnoliopsida, Solanales, Convolvulaceae.
AACCGAAUACACGGUUUCUCAAAAGGGGGCGUUUCGGGGCAAAAUUGCAUCCGGUCGGUACUGUGCCCUGUGGUUUUAUUCAGUCAGGGCGUUAGGGCUCCUCCACCCCUCUGUGUCCAUCCUCAACCUCCGUUUAUUCGGGAUGGAAAACCAACAAGAAAUUUCCAGCCAGGAAGGUAGACGCAUCAUGGAAGAAAUUGCAGCUACUGGAAAAUGCUGGCAUGACUGGGAUAAGCUGAAGAGGUUUCUUUCCUUCCAUCUUAAGCAGAUACUGUCAGACUAUCCAGAGUCAAAAUUGACACAUGAAUUGCAGCAAAUUUCUUCAAUCGGAGAGCCCUUUCCAGAUUUGGUGAAAAGGUUGGAUCAUGAUCUUAAUAGCUUUACUAAUGGUCCUCCCUUUACUUUACAAAGACUGUGUGAGAUCAUGUUGGAUCCAAGAAGCAUUUACCCAAAGCUCUCAAAGCUUGCAUUGGCGUUAGAAAAGAACUUGUUGGUUGCAUCUACAUUGACCAUCUCCGAUGACCCAUCAACUGCUACCAUGCAAAAAGCAGGAGAAGCAGAAACAGAAUCACCCCCCCUAGUAUCCCAACAUCAAUCAUCAAAUUUGGUGGUACCAAAUGGGGUUGAAACCAGACGAGCUGAAGAUACGGAUGAAGUGAUGGGGGAGGCCGAGGGGAAUGAAGUUGUUGAUGAUGGGAUUACAACCGACAUGGAAACAUCAGAACUAGUCAGAUCUGAAACCAAUCCCACCGUGGUUGCGGAACCAGCUAGGUGUGAUGAUCCAUAGUUUGAACUUUGAAGCAACAGGGUGGGUUAUCUGUCUGUAUUUAGUAUAUUUUUUCACGUUAAAGUGCAACAAAUUCAGGCUAACUAUUUUACAGAUGUUGUAAUGGUAAUAUUGAAGUUGGAUGGGCUCCUUGGAGACUCACUUUUCCCUUGCAAGAACCACUAUUUUUUUCUGAUUUGUUCUCAUAUUUUCGGUAACUAGAAUAGCACAUUCUCUUGUAGGUGUAUUUUUAUACUCCGUAUAAUCUUUUCUUGUUCUUAUUUUUUGCUUAUUUGUUGAUUUGUUC